AUGGAGUUCUUCGCUCUCAUAAUCGCCCUUGCGGUGGCCGUCAACGAAGUAUCCGGUCACUACAUCUUCCAGCAGCUAUCUAUCGGUUCCACUAAGUACGGCGUCUUCCAACACAUCCGCAAGAACACCAACUACAACUCCCCCGUGACAGACCUCGCCUCCAACGAUCUGCGAUGCAACGUGGGCGGCGCCAGCGGUGCGCAGACCACGGUGGUCAAUGUCAAGCCUGGUGACUCGUUCACCUUCACCCUCGACACCGCGGUCUACCACCAGGGACCCAUCUCUCUGUUCCUUUCCAAGGCCCCCUCUCACGUACAGGACUACGACGGCUCGGGUAAAUGGGCCAAGUUCAAGGACUUUGGGCCAACCUUCUCCAACGGCCAGGCAACGUGGCCCCUGAGACAAACCUACGAGCACAAGAUCCCGACGUGCCUCCCCAACGGCGAGUACCUGCUGCGCAUCCACAACCUGGGGAUUCACAACCCGUGGCCGGCGGGCGUCCCCCAGUUCUACAUCUCGUGCGCCCAGAUCAACGUCACCGGCAGCUCUGCCCCGGCCAGCGCGUUCGCUCCGACGCUCAGCAUCCCCGGUGCCUUCAAGGAGACGGACCCUGGAUACACCGCCAACGUAAGCACAGUUUCCGGAAGUACUGUUGGAGGAGGGGCGACGCUGACAGUUAUCCAGAUUUACCAGCCCGGCUUCACCUCGUACGCGGCACCGGGGGGCAAGGAGGUAAGUCUCUGA
Messenger RNA from Colletotrichum higginsianum IMI 349063, 744 nucleotides. RefSeq names its product Fungal cellulose binding domain-containing protein. The transcript is spliced from 4 exons. The record is from RefSeq and is a predicted model, not a curated record. The coding region runs from base 1 to 744 and encodes 247 amino acids. Lineage: Eukaryota; Fungi; Ascomycota; Sordariomycetes; Glomerellales; Glomerellaceae.